This is a messenger RNA of Drosophila virilis, 1371 nucleotides long. RefSeq names its product serine protease grass. Gene Ontology annotation, molecular function: serine-type endopeptidase activity. Gene Ontology annotation, biological process: proteolysis. NCBI's taxonomy places the organism in Eukaryota, Metazoa, Arthropoda, Insecta, Diptera, Drosophilidae. The record is from RefSeq and is a predicted model, not a curated record.
AGGAAAUUCUUAUCAAACAUUUCUAUUAAUAACCAACUGAGCUGCAAAACAUAAUAUACAAAAUAUACUUUGGGGUGCAUUUCUUGAUAUAACAAAUGUUCUCGGAUAUAAUAUUUAUUGAGUGUUAUAUUUCCAAGAAAUCAUGCAAAACCUCAUUCCUUGAUAAGCCAGUGUGUUGAAAAUAUGUUGAACCUUUAAAAGGGCCAGUCGUUCAAGAUUUUUAGUUAGUCAAAUUUUUUUCAGCCACUCGCAAUGAAAGUUAUCCGUGGCUUUGCUCUCGCCCUUUGUGUGGCGUCAGCUUGUAUGCCUUCUAUAGCCGAUACCUCAUAUGAAAGUUGUACCAGACGCGAUGGAAUUUCUGGAUAUUGUAGGCCUUUUAGAAAUUGUCCCAAGAUUUUAGAAAUUAUCCGACACAAACCGCUUACGGCUGUUGAACUAAACUACUUAUCGAAUUCAAAAUGUCCCAUACCUAAAAAGGGUUUUGCCUGCUGCGAAGAAGAGGAGAGUGCGGGAAUGACACUAUUGAAGGAACAGGACUGUGGAUACUUUGGUGGAACAUUAAAGACAAUCGGCGGAACCGAAGUUAAAUUAAUGUCAAGACCUUGGAUGGCUCUACUUAUGUUUAGAAAGCUCGGGCAUGAUGAGUUCACUUGUGCCGGUACCCUAAUAACAAAACGUUUUGUACUAACCGCUGCGCAUUGUUUCAAUAGUCAAGAAUUAUUAUAUGUUCGUUUGGGGGAACACGCGAUAUCCACUACAAGAGACUGCGCUUGGGAGAAAUCAAGAAAUAUAUGCGCGCUGCCAGUUGAGGAUUUUUUGUUUGAAGGGAUCAUUGUGCACGAGGAUUACUCGCAACAAUCUAAGCACAACGACAUAGCAUUGGUAAAGCUAUCAAAAGACGUGGAGUUUAAACGACAUAUUAGGCCCAUCUGCUUGCCUGUGAAUGCAACACUCCAACAACAACCGGAAGGAAUGGAAGAGUUCCAUAUAACUGGUUGGGGCAAAACUGAACAUGAAUUGUUGUCUGAUAUUCCCAUGGAGAGCAAAAUCCCUAACAAGCCUCGCGAAGACUGCCAAAGAUCCUUUUAUACGGAUAUAAGAAAAUCCCAGCUGUGUGCUGGUAACCUUGGCAAGGACUCCUGUAAUGGCGAUUCUGGUGGUCCUUUAUUAUACUUGAGCGAAUAUAACGAGAAGCAAAGGUACGUGCAGUUCGGUAUAGUAAGCUACGGUUCGACUAAUUGUGGUGAUGGGUAUCCCGGGGUGUACACAAAUGUUGGCAGCUAUAUGCGCUGGAUAGCCGAUAAAAUAAUCGCCAAUUAGUUGACGGUUUUAUGUGAAUAUCGAAUAUAUUAAUAUGGAUAUAUAUACAUA